GUUGAAAGUAAAUUAAAAAAGUCACCAUCUCUAUCGAAUGGGUCUCCUUCCCGUCGUCGGAAUUACUUCGCCGGCGCUCAUCACCCGCAAGCGUCACGCCAAUCCAAAGAUACAGAGACUUAACCAAUCUACCUCUGAAAACACUGUCUCAUGGACUUCUCGCAUCACUCUCCUCACACGCAAUGGUCGAUUAGCAGAGGCAGCGAAGGAAUUCUCCGAUAUGAGACUCGCCGGCGUCGAGCCUAACCACAUCACUUUCAUUGCUAUACUCUCCGGGUGUGGUGAUUUUCCCUCCGGAAGUGAAGCCUUGGGCGAUUUGCUUCAUGGGUAUGCUUGUAAACUUGGUCUUGAUAGAAACCAUGUCAUGGUUGGCACUGCAAUUAUCGGCAUGUACUCCAAACGCGGUCGUGUUAAGAAGGCUAGAUGUGUUUUUGAUUACAUGGAAGAUAAAAAUUCGGUUACUUGGAAUACAAUGAUCGAUGGGUACAUGAGAAGUGGUCAAGUCGAUAACGCUGCUAAGAUGUUCGACAAAAUGCCUGAACGAGACUUGAUUUCUUGGACAGCUAUGAUAAAUGGGUUUGUUAAUAAAGGUUUUCACGAGGAAGCUUUGGCAUGGUUCCGUGAGAUGCAGAUUUCUGGAGUGAAACCAGAUUACGUUGCUAUUAUUGCUGCUCUUAACGCUUGCACAAACCUUGGUGCUCUCUCGUUUGGAUUAUGGGUACAUCGUUAUGUUAUGAGUCAGGAUUUCAAGAACAAUGUCAGGGUGAGUAAUUCACUGAUUGAUUUGUAUUGUCGAUGCGGGUGUGUGGAGUUUGCUCGACAAGUUUUUGAUAAAAUGGAGAAACGAACUGUAGUUUCGUGGAAUUCAGUCAUUGUUGGUUUUGCUGCUAAUGGAAAUGCACAUGAAUCUUUAGUCUACUUCAGGAAAAUGCAAGAAGAAAGGUUUAAACCUGACGCAGUCACUUUCACCGGGGCGCUAACCGCAUGUAGCCAUGUAGGUCUAGUUGAAGAAGGUCUUCGAUAUUUCCAAAUUAUGAUAAGUGAUUACAGAAUCUCGCCUCGAAUUGAGCAUUAUGGAUGCUUAGUGGAUUUGUAUAGUCGGGCUGGGCGAUUGGAAGACGCUUUGAAGUUGGUACAGAGCAUGCCAAUGAAGCCAAAUGAAGUUGUGAUUGGAUCGUUGCUUGCAGCUUGCAGAAAUCAUGGGAACAACACUGUCUUAGCAGAGAAGCUGAUGAAGCAUCUUACUGACCUGAAUGUCAAAAGCCAUUCAAAUUAUGUGAUUCUCUCGAAUAUGUAUGCGGCUGAUGGAAAAUGGGAAGGAGCAAGUAAGAUGAGAAGGAAGAUGAAGGGUCUCGGUCUAAAAAAGCAGCCUGGGUUUAGUUCGAUAGAGAUUGAUGAUUGCACGCAUGUGUUCAUGGCUGGUGACAGUGCCCAUGUUGAGACCACUAAUAUCUGCGAAGUCCUCAAGCUUAUUUCUUCUAAUUUGCGAUUACAGGGCUGUGUAGUUGAAACCCUUCCUGGUGAUCUCCUCAAUGCUUGAAAUCCAGGAACUUACACAUCCCAAUUUUUGCUCAAGUCCUGAGCUUGAUAUUAUACAUGUGAAAACUGAUUCAAAGUAAGUGACGGUGCAUCCAUUAGCUAAAAAUGGCUGACCACAAAGAAGCCUUAUCGUGGUCUUCGAGAUGAUGAAUUCUAGAAUAAACCUCACUACAUAACCAUUAUUGCUUGCACAGACCUUUUUACCAGGCCCUACCAGUAAGUAGAUUGAAAAAAGAUCUGGGUGUACAUCGCUAUAUAAAACCUAAUGAAUAGAGGCCACACAAUGAUAUGGUGCUCUCGUGCUUUGAUAAGCUUUGAAUCCAAGCUAUCUUACCUCGGUGGCCGUCUCCGCAUGCCAAUAAGGUAACUUGAAUCCAUGUGCAUUCUUCUAUGUCUGGUCAUGUUAUGGUGAAGUUAUUGCUGGUUACUGUCAAGUUAGUAAACAGUUAAAUAACUCUCACAUUUUGCAAAACUUUGGUGUUCUGUUUGCGUGGAUUUUGUGAUACCUUGGGCAUCUUCUAGCAUUUGUUUACCUAGCAGUGAUCGUAGCACAGGGUUGAUACAGCAAAAGAUAUAGGCAAUACACCAUCUACAAGACCUGCUACCGUGAGUGUAAAUAUUCUCCAACAAUUUCCUUGUUAAUGCAUUUUCUAAAGAUAGUGAUGUUCUAGCUACAUCCGGUAUUGUUACUGUUGUAUCAUAAAUGUUAAAUUAUCUUUGACGAUUA
This is a messenger RNA of Arabidopsis lyrata subsp. lyrata, 2266 nucleotides long. Its product is annotated as pentatricopeptide repeat-containing protein At1g05750, chloroplastic. Gene Ontology annotation, biological process: RNA modification. The transcript has a single exon. Lineage: Eukaryota; Viridiplantae; Streptophyta; Magnoliopsida; Brassicales; Brassicaceae. Gene Ontology annotation, molecular function: RNA binding; protein binding. The record is from RefSeq and is a predicted model, not a curated record. The coding region runs from base 38 to 1540 and encodes 500 amino acids.